Molecule: messenger RNA, 345 nt
Organism: Anneissia japonica
Lineage: Eukaryota; Metazoa; Echinodermata; Crinoidea; Comatulida; Comatulidae
Exons: 1
Coding region: 1-345 (114 amino acids)
Source: RefSeq, a predicted model, not a curated record
AUGGUUGAGUUUUUGGGACGUAUCGUGGGCGACGACACGUUAUCAGUUCCCGAUACCGAUGUUCAAACCGUCCAAGAAUGGCCUACUCCAAAGAACGUGAAAGAGCUGCAACAAUUCUUGGGAUUAACCAACUACCAUAGGGAAUUCAUCAGCAAUUUCGCUGAUAUUGCAGCACCAUUGUAUCGUCUUACCUGUAAGGACAGUGACUUCGACUGGGGAGAGCAACAGCAGCGAGCUUUUCAACUACUCAAAGCCGCAUUAACGCAACCCCCGGUACUCGCAUUUCCAAACGGAGAAGAUGAAUUCAUCUUAGACGUUGACGCAUCAGAUAAGUUUCGGUUAUAA